Messenger RNA from Dioscorea cayenensis subsp. rotundata (Guinea yam), 1328 nucleotides. Its product is annotated as beta-glucuronosyltransferase GlcAT14A-like. NCBI's taxonomy places the organism in Eukaryota, Viridiplantae, Streptophyta, Magnoliopsida, Dioscoreales, Dioscoreaceae. The record is from RefSeq and is a predicted model, not a curated record. Gene Ontology annotation, cellular component: membrane. The coding region runs from base 92 to 1285 and encodes 397 amino acids. Gene Ontology annotation, molecular function: glucuronosyltransferase activity. The transcript is spliced from 4 exons.
AACCUCAUUUCAACACCAUAUCCCUCUUCUCCAUUCAUCAUCUUCUCUCUCUCUCUCUCUCUCUUCCAAUUCUAUUGACAAUUCAUUGAAAAUGGGCACAAAAGAGUUGAUGUUCUCCUUCAUGUUCACUUCACUACUACUAUCCCUUUUAUUAGUCCCAUCUCUACUCACUAGACCAUUUUCUAAACUCUCUCCAAGCAAUUCAAUCCCUUCGCAUUAUCAUCCCGGAAACUAUCCGGUCACCUUCGCCUACCUCAUAUCUGCGUCGAAAGAUGAUGUUAAUCGCCUAAAGCGCACUCUCACUGCUCUCUAUCACCCUGCCAAUCACUACCUCCUCCACCUUGAUCUUGAAGCAUCACCAGAAGAACAUACCAAACUAGCUCAUUUCGUAUCGAAACAUGCCUUUUUCAAACAUUUCAGCAAUGUUCAUAUCAUCAAAAAGUCUAAUUUGGUCACUUACAGAGGACCUACAAUGCUUGCCACCACCCUCCAUGCAAUGUCCAUUCUGUUGAAGAGCUGCCAUUGGGAUUGGUUCAUCAAUCUCAGUGCUUCUGAUUAUCCAUUGAUAACUCAAGAUGAUUUGAUUCAUGCUUUCUCUAAUUUGCCUAAGAAUCUCAACUUCAUUGAACACACAAGUCGCUUGGGUUGGAAAAUAAACAAGAGAGCAAAGCCAGUUGUUAUAGAUCCGGGGCUUUAUAGUAUCAAUAAAUCAGAGCUUUUAUGGGUGUCCAAACAGAGGAGCCUGCCCACUGCUUUCAAACUCUAUACAGGUUCUGCCUGGACAGUGCUGUCCAGGCCAUUUGCAGAAUACUGCAUACUGGGUUGGGAUAACCUGCCAAGAACUCUCCUCUUAUACUACACAAAUUUCAUUUCAUCGCCAGAAGGAUACUUCCAGACGGUUGUCUGUAACUCUGAUGAGUACAAGAAUGUGACAGUGAACCAUGACCUUCACUAUAUUGCUUGGGAUACUCCGCCGAAGCAGCACCCGUUAUCGCUUGGAAUGAGAGACUAUAGAAAGCUUACCCUGAGUAAUGCUCCAUUUGCAAGGAAAUUCAAGAAAAAUGAUCCGGUUCUUGAUAAGAUUGACAGAGAGCUUCUCCGGCGUCGCAAAGGGCAAUUCAGUUAUGGUGGGUGGUGCUCCAACGGGAAGAACGCCAGUUGUUCUGGUUCAAAAGUAUCGGAGAACUUGGGUAUAGUGAGGUCAGGACCAGGCUCCAGGAGAUUGAAAGCACUGACAACUAAAUUGCUUUCUCCUAGAAAUUUUUACAGGAGACAAUGUAGGUGAGUUUUUGUUUUAUUCCAGAAUGAGAAGGGAUUUGACUCCAAAA